ACUCAUUUAUCAGUUAUAGCGAAAAUGUGUACGAAGGGUGUCGUUUCCUCUCCUAUCAUUGUGAAGGCAUUAUUGUUUUUAAUUCUUCCCAUCAAUGUUAUUUGUAGCUUAUUUUCUUUUGUCGCACCAUUUUGGUUGUUGAGAAAGAUUACGAUGAAAGCUACAAGUCCUACUAGAGAUGUAACACGCAUAAUUAUGAAAGGACUUUGGAUGACUUGUCAGGAUGGAGGUGUUGACUUUGCAGGAAAAGAGGAAACCGGUACCACCUGUUCCAAGUACGAUGAUGAUACCGUUUUAGACUACUUUAACGUCUCAAGAAUUUUUAUGACUGUGGGAACAUUUUGCACAUGCGUUUGUCUUGUUGGAGUAAUCUUUUUCGUUAUUCGGCUAAAAGGUUUAAGAAUCAUCGCCUUUUGUAACGUUCUCUCAGCUGUUGCAGCUGUGUCGAAGACAGUUUGUGUUACUAUUCAAGGAAUUGAUUAUAGAAUAGUCCAGAAGGCCACAGGGUUUGACUUACAUGCAUCUUUUUAUAUUGGCUGUAUAAGUUCACUGUUAUCAUUACUUUCGGUUUUCUUCAUUUCGCUAUUGCUGAUUAACUACUACUCCGGAAAAUACGAAGAGGAAAGCGUCGAUGACAAUUACAUUUCGAGACCAAGAUACGGAGGUAAUUAUAAAGGACCACCAAUUGGAAGACAAAUGAGACCACAGUCGUUCGAAUACGGCCGAAUUCACUCUCAAAUGCCUGGAGUUCGUUAUUAA
This is a messenger RNA of Dimorphilus gyrociliatus, 759 nucleotides long. Lineage: Eukaryota; Metazoa; Annelida; Polychaeta; Dinophilidae. The record is from the annotation of a GenBank genome assembly.